This is a messenger RNA of Phialemonium atrogriseum, 1135 nucleotides long. Its product is annotated as isochorismatase domain-containing protein. The record is from RefSeq and is a predicted model, not a curated record. Lineage: Eukaryota; Fungi; Ascomycota; Sordariomycetes; Cephalothecales; Cephalothecaceae. The coding region runs from base 124 to 864 and encodes 246 amino acids. The transcript has 4 exons.
UGCCACGCCACCCCGCGGUAUUGCCAAGGGGGGGUUUCUUUCACGCCCGUUCCCCCGCAUUGAAGACCUGUCGGCCCGUGGGGGUUUACCUGACACUGCAUCAUCCAUUUCCUCGCCUGUGACAUGACCAUCUAUCGAACCCUGAGGCCCGGAUUUGGUUGUAUCGGCCAAUUGACUCCUCGGCGAAUCUCCCCAUCCUUCUCAACACCCAGGAGCGUGCUGUAUACCACAAUGGCCGCCGAGAGAGGCCCCGCCAGGCGAAUGCAGAAUACUGCGAUAUUUGUCUGCGACAUCCAAGAGAAGUUCCGUAACGCCAUCUACGGAUUCGACAAUGUCGUCCUCACCGCGACCAAGGUCCUCAAGGCCGCCAAGCUCCUCUCCAUCCCCAUCUACGUGACGACGCAGAACCGCGCCCGGCUAGGCGACACCAUCCCGGAGCUACGCGCGCACCUGCCCACCUCCCUCGUCCGCGAGGACGUCGACAAGACCCUCUUCAGCAUGUGGACGCCCGCGAUAUCGCGCCACUUCCCGCGCCCGGGGCCCUCUGGCCCUUGCUCGACCAUCGUCAUCGUCGGCAUCGAGUCGCACAUCUGCGUCACCCAGACGGCGCUCGACUGCCUGGCGGCCGGCCACCGCGUCUACGUGCUCGCCGACGGCGUGUCCAGCUGCAACCGCGAGGAGGUCGCCGUCGCCCUGGCGAGGCUGCGCGCCGAGGGCGCCGUCGUCGCCACCAGCGAGGGAUGGCUCUACGAGCGCCUCGGCGACGCCGCCGCCCCCGAGUUCAGGGGCGCCGUCGCCCUCGUCAAGGAGUCGGCUGCCGAUACGCGCGCCGCGCUGCAGGGGCUGCUGGCUUCCAAGAUGUGACGGGUGCUGGUGAGAGGCGUGGAAAGGGGUGGGGGUGGGGGGGACGGAGAGAGAGAGAUGCAUGGUCCCAUACUGUCAACAGGGAUAGAUGGAGGAGUUCUCUACGGGAGGAAAGGACGGUUGGGAUGUGAGGGAGCAUCCUUUGUUUUUACUUUGGUGAAUAUUACUUCGCUCCGUACAUAUCAAGCUGGGUCGGGAGUUAUAUGUAUCCAGGAUCCUUGAUAAAUAGAAACAGGCGCAUGCAUAACAAACAAAUUGCUAGUCUCUGGCA